AUGAUAGAUCGUCGGGAUGACGAAUUUAUCAAGUCUGCUUCCCUGGCACUGGCACACGGUUCAUCGACAUCUCCCAAAGAUUCUGUUCCAUCCGCACCCUCCGAAGCCAACCCUUCCGACCCGUCCGGGUCGCCAACUAAACCCUCUGACAAAUCAGACUCUUCCCCACCCCCGCUUCCUGGAAACACAAGGGUCAAACCAAGUUGGCACCGCGCAAUGUUCGAAAGCAGCAGCCGUCUUGGUGCAGCCCUUGGUGCAGUUCACCGCGUCACAAUUCUCCGCAACAAAAAUAUCGGGUUAGAAGUUCAGGGAGAGUCUGAUCUGCUGAUGAGAAUGAAUUUGAAGAGAUCCAGAAAUGGGAAGGUCGUUUACCUGGAGGAGCUGUUGGCCCUCGUCAAGACGAUGUCUGACAAUAUUUUGGGGUCCGAGUCCGAUGUCAUAUUUCCCUGGUGUUUCUGGUUCGUGUCUACCAUAUGGAAGGUCUUGGAGAUGGAGACAGAGCCAGAAAUUACCAACUACUAUGAUUCUGCAGGUCAAUCCUGCGGUAAUAUCUUGGCAAGAACAUUCAGGCCUGAAGACUCUAUCUCUGCGAAGACACCUGAGACUAUCAAGCUGGAAUGGGAGCAGCUGAAGGUUGCCGUUGACGAGGACUUGACUGAGGACCAACGGGAGCUGCGUGAGCUCGAGACUGAUGCCAAACUCAAGAGUUGGACGCUGAAGAGACAGAACUUGAAGCUCAAGGCAGUGCUUGAUGCUUGA
Molecule: messenger RNA, 759 nt
Organism: Desarmillaria tabescens
Lineage: Eukaryota; Fungi; Basidiomycota; Agaricomycetes; Agaricales; Physalacriaceae
Exons: 2
Coding region: 1-759 (252 amino acids)
Source: RefSeq, a predicted model, not a curated record